Prorocentrum cordatum is the source of this 1215-nucleotide messenger RNA. The record is from the annotation of a GenBank genome assembly. Lineage: Eukaryota; Dinophyceae; Prorocentrales; Prorocentraceae.
AUGGGCGAGGGCGGCUUUGGAAAGGGAAAGAACGACGGCAAGGGCAAGAAGGGCAAGAAGGGUGGCAAGAAAGGAAAGAAGGGAGCCGAAGAGAAGGAGUGGGUCCCUUGCACCAAGCUCGGCCGCCUCGUUAAGGAGGGCAAGAUCACUACCAUCGAAGACAUAUACUUGCAUUCUCUGCCGAUCAAGGAGUAUCAGAUCAUCGACCAGUUCUUCGCGCCAGGGACUCUCAAGGACGAGGUAAUGAAGAUCCAUCCAGUGCAGAAAAUGAGCUCGGCCGGCCAGACCAACCGCUUCGUGUGUUACGUCCUCGUCGGAGACAAUAAUGGCCAUAUCGGCCUGGGCUCGAAGUGCUCCAAGGAGGUCGCGACCGCCAUCCGCGGCGGCAUCAUCGCAGCCAAGCUGAGCCUCAUCCCCGUUCGGCGGGGGUACUGGGGGAACAAGAUCGGCCUGCCACACACGGUGCCGAUGAAGGUGGCUGGCAAGUGCGGCUCGGUGAGGGUUCGGCUCGUCCCCGCGCCCCGCGGCUCGAGCGUCGUGGGCUCCCCGGUGAUGAAGAAGAUGCUCGCGUUCUGCGGUAUCCAGGACUGCUUCACUUGCUCCUGCGGCCACACCAGGAUCUGCGGCGCGCAGAAGUCGAAGAAGAAGAAGACGAAACAUAACACCCACACACAAACUUUCGGAGCUCCGCGCGGAAAUCUUGGAUCGGCGCUGGGCGCCCUCGGCGGCACCUCCUGCGCCGCCCCUGGCGCGUUUCACGCCCUGGGGAAGGGGGUCCAGCGCGGAUGUAAGACACCCGCGCGGACUUUCAAAACAUGGUGUUCACGCAUUUUUGUUUAUCUGCGAAGGCCGAACGGCUUACUAUUUAAAACUACGAAGGUCUUGCGGACGACGACGACGACGACGACGACGACGACGACGUCCACGUCGACGUCGACAGCGGCGACGCUGUCACGUGAUGUCACGUUCGUGCAUCUUUUGGCGUGCCUUCGAGAGGGGGGCGCGGCACGAGGGAAGCCGCCUCUCCGACUAUGGCCGGGGGGCGGGGGGGGGGCUCCCGAGCGGGCCCCUCGUCGGCGCGCCUGGGCUCUCCGAGGAGCCUUCCCUGCAGCCCCCCCGGCCGUGCUGGGAAGGCCCCCCCGCCUCCAAGCACCCUGGCUCGGGGAGGAAGGCGGCCCCCCUCGCGCUCCCCCACCCGCCGGCGGGAAAUUGUAG